Messenger RNA from Cicer arietinum (chickpea), 1035 nucleotides. RefSeq lists its product as uncharacterized. The record is from RefSeq and is a predicted model, not a curated record. Gene Ontology annotation, molecular function: nucleic acid binding. Gene Ontology annotation, biological process: DNA integration. NCBI's taxonomy places the organism in Eukaryota, Viridiplantae, Streptophyta, Magnoliopsida, Fabales, Fabaceae.
AUGGCAGCUAUGGUAGUCCAAGCAUCAAGCAAAACCAGCUUGUGGCAUCAAAGGACAGGACAUGUAAGUCUAAUAGAAAUGCAAGUCCUAGACAGACAAGGCAUGUUAGAUGGUGACAAGAUUUGUGAUCUUGAAUUUUGUGAGCACUUUGUGUAUAGAAAGAUGCAUAUAGUCAAGUUCUCUACAAGAAAACAUUGCUCAAAAGAAAUUCUAGAAUAUGUUCACAGUGAUCUAUGGGGUCUUGCAAAAAUUGUUUCACAUGGAGGUAACAAGUGUUUCGUUCCAUUUCUUGAAGACUAUAGUAGAAAAUGGAAGUCUAUGGUUGAAAAUAGGACUGACAAAAAGACUAAAAACUUAAGGACAUACAAUGGUCUUGAAUUUAGCAGUGAGGAGUUCACUAGUUACUGCAAAACUUAUGGUUUGAACAAACACAGGACUAUAAGAAACACACCUCAGAAAAAUGGAUUGGCUGAAAGGAUGAAUAAAACCUUGCUUGAAAGAACGAGAUGUAUUCUAUCAAAUGCGGUCUCUAACCAAAGUGAUAGUAAAAGUUCACAUAAACUUGACGCUGAUAAAUUUGAUCUUGAGGUGGAGCAAGCUAUAGAAAAAGGGAAAGAACAACAGCAUGCUGAACAAGACAAAAAUGAUACCAACUCACCUGAAAAUGAUAUUUUUCUAGACCAUGACAAUCCAACGAUACAGGAACUAGAUGAAUAUAAUCUCAUCAGGGACAGAGAAGGAAGAGCAUCAAAUCCCCCUCAAAGAUAUGGUUAUGCAGACAUUGUGAGUUAUGCAUUACAUGCUGCUGAAGAAAUCAUACAUGAAGAUCCUAGAAACUAUUAUGAAGCUACCAAGUGUCAAGAUAAAGACAAGUGGCUUUUAGCUAUGACUGAGGAUCUGAACUCACUAGAGAAUAACAACACUUGGGCACUCAUACCUAAGUAUGCCAACUCCAGUAUUAUAGGUAGAAAAUGGAUCUUCAAGAGGAAAGGGGGAUUUCAAGAGUUGAACCACAUAGGUUCAAAGCGAGACUAG